Wickerhamiella sorbophila is the source of this 1053-nucleotide messenger RNA. RefSeq lists its product as hypothetical. The transcript has a single exon. The coding region runs from base 1 to 1053 and encodes 350 amino acids. Gene Ontology annotation, biological process: transmembrane transport; regulation of peptide transport. The record is from RefSeq and is a predicted model, not a curated record. Gene Ontology annotation, molecular function: transmembrane transporter activity. Gene Ontology annotation, cellular component: membrane. NCBI's taxonomy places the organism in Eukaryota, Fungi, Ascomycota, Dipodascomycetes, Dipodascales, Trichomonascaceae.
AUGUCCGAAGUUGCUGACUAUAUGGAGAACCGUCGAUGGGCGUUAGGCCUAUCUCUACUGGGACUAGUGGUUGUACUAUGGGUAGCCAGUGGGUUUUUUGUUAAUGCCAUUGGUCAAGAUUACCACAAGCCAGCAUUUAUUACCUAUUUGAACACAGGACUGAUGGUAGCGUACCUUCCUGCGGCGCUGCGAGCCAAGAAAAAAGACCCGCAUGACCAGACGACCAGUCAGUUUUCCACUCGCAAAACGGCCACCCUCAGUUCUCAAUUCUGCCUGCUGUGGUAUAUGGCGAAUUUACUGAAUAAUGCGUCAUAUGUCUACACCACCGUCCAAUCGGCAACAAUUAUUUCCUGCACAUCCUCGUUUUUUACUCUCAUCAUCGGCUCAUGGUGUGGGGUGGAGAAGUUCUCGCUGGCGAAGCUUUGGCCCCUCACUAUGCUGAUUGUCGGAAUCGUUCUAGUUUCCAGCGAAGACGGCAAGCAGGAAACCUCCCCAGACAAUGCCCUGCUUGGGAAUUUACUCGCCCUUGGCAGUGCCUUCCUGUACGGCGUCUAUACCACGCUCCUUAAGUACCGGGUAGGCAAUGAAAGCAACCUCAACACCAAGCUGUUUUUUGGCUUUGUGGGACUGUUCAGCAUCGUUGGGCUGUGGCCGUUUUUGAUUCUGCUUGAUUAUAUCGGCGUAGAGCCAUUUGCCCUCCCACCCAAUUCCCGAGACUGGAUCUUGAUCGGGCUCAAUGGUGUCGUCAUAUUUGUGUCGGACAUUUGCUGGGUUCUGGCAAUGCUGUUAACAAGCCCAUUGGUGGUCACCGUCGGGCUCAGCGCAACCAUACCUCUCUCGAUACUUGGAGAAAUGGCGCUAUAUCACCGCUUUGGAUCCAGCUUGUAUUUUGUUGGAGCAGCGCUAGUAUUUUAUUCAUUCGUGGUCAUCAAUCGACAAGAAUCAAUCGACGAGGUCCCCGAACAAGGCUACAACUCGCUGCAUUUCGAAACCGUCGAAGAAGUUGUCGAAGAGGCCGUGCAUAUUCACCGAGUAAGAUCACAUUCUACGUAA